CUUCCUGUUCCCCUCCCAGCCUCCUCGUUCACUUGAAUACUAUGGCUCGAUCAGGCUAUCAGGUGACCCAGAACGUCGACAACUUCCUGCGGGACAAGCCCAGCACUCGCCUGCACGCACCACCAGGAGGAGGUUCUUCAGUGGGGUCUUUGAUCUUUGGCGGCGGUGAUGGCUCAAGUCCAUUCGCUGGUCACGAACGACAGUCAGUCCGUCGAAAGGUGGAAAGCCCUGAACUGACCAACCCGUACACGAAGGACAAUCGCCGCGGAGGCUACAACGAUGCCCCCAGCAACUUUAACCAACCUUCAUCUCAGCAAGCUCAGCCCGCAGCACGUGCAGGAGCUUCCUCGAACCAAUACGCUUGCGGCUCCAACCAAAACUCAGGCAAUGUGCUGACUGAUCGUCGCAUCACACGUAUCCACGCCCCUCCUGGUGGCGUGUCAUCGAUUCGCUUUGGUUAGGAUGUAACUUGUAGCUUAGCUUAUUCAAUCGUAGUACCCUGCUAUCAAUGAAAUCACCACAUAUUA
Molecule: messenger RNA, 527 nt
Organism: Phytophthora infestans T30-4
Lineage: Eukaryota; Oomycota; Peronosporomycetes; Peronosporales; Peronosporaceae
Exons: 1
Coding region: 42-461 (139 amino acids)
Biological process (GO): cortical microtubule organization
Source: RefSeq, a predicted model, not a curated record